This is a messenger RNA of Triticum turgidum subsp. durum (durum wheat), 1638 nucleotides long. Lineage: Eukaryota; Viridiplantae; Streptophyta; Magnoliopsida; Poales; Poaceae. The record is from the annotation of a GenBank genome assembly.
AUGGGGUCGAGGCGGUCGCGGCGCGUUUCGUGGGCCACCGGACCCAGCCUCUGCAAGGUAAGGCUGUUCAUAUCUGAGGAUUCCCCUUCUCAAGCUGGAUUAAGACCGCAAGACAAUCUCCAAGCAAAAGGCUCAGCAUCCUUAAUGCAUGCAGCUAGCCCGAGUUCAGAUGAUUCCCUGCCUCCGGGUUUUGAGUCACUGCAGCCAGCCAAUGACCUCAAAAUUGACAUAUCUCAAAUUCCUCUUAUUAGGUGGAAAUGCCCACCACAUAUAUUGCUGAAUCCAAACUGGCACCUUGCCUCUGGAGAAGAAAGCAGGGAGAUUGCUGUACAAAAUGAGAGAAUGUUUGGAGUGCUUGAGGCUAUUUAUCCACGUGCAUCGAACAUUCCUCCAAACCCAUUUGUUUCUCCUGAUGUGAAAGACUCUCAUUAUGAUGACUCCAGAACCCCAUUGGUUCCUGUGAUCCCUGUCGAAGAUGAUGAUGCUUCAGAUCAGUCGGAAGGACCAUUGCUUGAGCAACCAAACAAUUACCAUCAGUCUGAUAACUAUGGCCCUGCAGAAAUCAAUGCGCUGCAAGUGUCAAAUACUCCAAUUACUCCUGCACAACAGCAGCCUGGUGGAUCCACUGGCGUUGAAGCUGAUGUGUUGGCUGCAGCCUCUGCUGCAUACACUGCAAUAAUGCAGAGCAACCAAAAGGGAAGUAUGGUUGACCGAGAUCUACUUGUUAAAAUACUAAGUGAUCCUGUACAAGUUGAGAGGUUAAUGAAAGAAUACAACCAAAUUAGAAAUGAACAAUCUACUAGUAGUUCUGUUGUUGCCCCAGCGCCACCGUGUCCACCCCCCCAAAUGACAAUGACUGCCCCUGCCUCAUAUUCCAAUCAAAUGACAACUUUCCAGAACACAAAUUCCACCCUGCCACCUCCAAUGGCCCCACGGCCAAUGAUGAAUCGACCACCUCAAGGAUAUCCUCCUGUUCCCAUGAAUCAUCCACCCGGUUCUAGUCCAGCUAUGGAUCUUCCACCGGGUUCAAAUCCAGCUAUGAGUCAUCGACCAGGUUCAAAUCCACCUAUGAGUCAUCCACCAGGUUCAAAUCCACCUAUGAGUCGUCCACCGGGUUCAAAUCCACCUAUGAGUCGUCCACCGGGUUCAAAUCCACCUAUGAGUCAUCCACCGGGUUCAAAUCCAGCUAUGAGUCAUCCAUUGGGCUCAAAUCCAGCUAUGAGUCAUGCACCGGGUUCAAAUCCAGCUAUGAGUUAUCCACCGGGUUCAAGUAGUCCAGCUAUGAAUUUUUCAGGUGCUCCACCAAGGGCUAUCAACUAUUACAAAACCCUCAUCCAUCAACAUGGUGGUGAGAGGCAGGAAUCAUUUGAACAACAUGGAAGGCAGUUUGGAAUGUACCAUCAAUCUGCUCCUCCCCAAACUAAUGGUAUUGAUGCUAUGAACGGUGCUUCUAUGGUGAACAGAGAUACGAAAACGAGGCCAACAAGACCAUGUGCCUACUUCAACGGCCCGAGAGGGUGUCGCAACGGAGCUAAUUGCACGUUUCUACAUGAGUCAUCUGCCACUUCAAGGCAGCAGGAGCAACAAAACGGCUCGAAAAGGAUAAAGUUAGACAGCAGAAUAACUGGUCGAAAUUGA